AUGGCUAAGAACAAAGUCAAGAAGGGAAGCAAGAACAAGGGUGCUAAGAAGCACUCUGUUCCUCCAAAGGCUUUGCCCGUCACACUUCUGUCUGGGUUCUUGGGCGCUGGUAAAACCACCCUUCUUCAACACAUCCUCCGUAGCGAACACGGUCUUCGUAUAGCAGUAGUCGUUAAUGACAUCGGAGCUAUCAACGUUGACGCCUCUCUCAUCAAACAAACCCACCGCCUAACCAAGACUCAAGAAAAGGUCAUCGCUCUCCAGAAUGGCUGCAUCUGCUGUACCCUCCGCGGCGAUCUCCUUGAAGAACUGGUCCGCCUUGCCCAGCUUCAGGAAUUCGACUAUAUUAUUAUCGAGAGUAGCGGUAUCAGUGAGCCGGAACAGGUUGCUGAAACCUUCGAUGCUAGAUUGGCGGAGCAGAUGGAUUCAAUGGAAGGAGCUGGGUUGGAUGAGGACAUGGUUGCAGUGCUGAAGCAGCUGAAGGAUGCUGGUGGUCUUGAGAAGUUUGCAAGAUUGGAUACUACCGUCACUGUCAUUGAUGCAUUCACCAUGCUACAUGACUUUGACACGAGUGAUCUCUUGUCUUCCAGACGCGAUGAUGUUACCCCUGAAGACGAACGAACAGUUUCAGAUCUGAUGGUUGAUCAGAUCGAGUUUGCGGAUGUUAUCAUCCUCAACAAGCUCGACAUGGUCGAUGCUUCAACGAAGCCUCGUUUACUGGACUUGAUCAAGAGGCUCAACCAUAGAGCCAAGGUCAUUGAGUCAAGCUAUGGCAAGGUUGAUGUUAAGCAGAUUGUCAACACGGGCAUGUUCAACCUCCAGGUUGCCCAGUCUGGCUAUGGCUGGCUCCAGGAUCUCCAUGCCAUGACUGUUCGCGAGGUCAAUGGCCGUAAUGUCAUUACUCCCAAGCCUGAAACUGAAGAGUACUCGGUCCGCAGCUGUAUCUACAGCCGUCACAGACCCUUCCAUCCUCGUCGACUCUGGGCGUUGCUGUACGACAAGUUCAUUCUCCAGCUUGAACAUCCGGAUGAGGACGAAGAAGAGGAUGGAGAGGAUGAAGAAGAAGAUGAAGACGAGGAUCUUGAGAUGGUCGACUACGCGGACGCUGAGGAGCCGUCUCAAGUCACAUCAACGCAGGAGCAAGACGGAUCAGACUCAUCUUCCUCACGCGGCAAACGGUCCGCCCCCUCAUCACCCCGAAGCUCCCACUCAACCAUCUCUUCCGCCCCAUCUCCCGAGCCCUCAUCCAAGAAACAAAAGCUCAAUUCCACAGAGAUGGAUGAAGCUGAAGACCUCUCCCCACCUUCCAACGAAACCAUACUCGUGACCAAGCGACAACACCCCAUUUUCUCCCGCCUCUUCCGCUCCAAAGGUGAAUUCCUCCUCGCUACACGUCCCCACCGCGCAGGGGACUGGUCUCAAGCAGGCGCAAUGCUCACCAUGACCGGCGGUCGACCUUGGUUCUGCACCCUCCCGCCCGAAGACUACACUACCGGUGAUGCAGAGGUCGAUGGUCUCGUGCAACACGAUAUUCAGAAAGGUGGUGAAUGGGGAGACAGAAGACAGGAACUUGUAUUUAUCGGGGAGAAUCUGGAUCGUGAAGCGCUGGAGAAAGUCCUGGAUGAGUGUUUGCUGACGGAUAAGGAGUUUGCGGACUGGGAAGGUGUUAUGAGGAAAAGUUUGAGUGAUGAGGAGAAGAGGGAGAAGCUUGAGGACUUGUUCGACGAUGGGUUUCCGGAUUGGUCCGGAGACGAUGAGCAUGCAGGACAUGAUCAUGAUCAUGAGCACAGUGGUUUGAGGUCGAUUAAGAAGCAUUUGCAGGAGGUUGACUAG
This is a messenger RNA of Fusarium coffeatum, 1833 nucleotides long. RefSeq lists its product as uncharacterized. The record is from RefSeq and is a predicted model, not a curated record. Lineage: Eukaryota; Fungi; Ascomycota; Sordariomycetes; Hypocreales; Nectriaceae. The transcript is spliced from 6 exons. Bases 1 to 1833 code for a protein of 610 amino acids.